CAAUGAAAUUCGUAUAAGCAAAACUCCAUUUUGUUCCACUAUCAGCAGAAAGGACAUGAGAGGGCUUUCUUUAGCUUCUAGGGCAUCAUCACCUGCACUCAAUAACCUCUCUAAAUCUCAAAAAUCAUGCAAUCAGCCAAAACUCACCACACAAAAGCACCCCUCAAAGUCCAAUACUGAUCGAUUUCAAAGGCAAACCAACCACACUGAAGCUUCUUUAACAGGUAAUAAUACUCUUUCUUCACUAAACUCUCAACUUACAAAACCCAACUUAUUAUCAGUCCCAAAAGGUCAUGUUUCACAUAACAGAGAUACCAGGUCAGUUGAUCGUCAUUAUAUUUCUAGAAUUCUGUCAAGAAAUGACUGGUUUUUACUGCUAAACCACGAGUUUAAGGCAAAGAGGAUUAAUUUGAAUACCCAGUUUGUAGUUAGUGUUUUGCAAAAUCAAGAAAAUCCAAUAUACCCGUUGAGAUUUUAUAUCUGGGUUUCGAAUGUUGACCCGUUAUUUAUUAGGAAUCAGGCUGUUAAGGGUGUUUUAGCUAAUGCGUUUUAUCGAAAAGGUCCUGUUGUAUUGUCUGUUGAUUUGCUUAAAGAUAUUAGAAACUCAGGUUUUCGAGUUGACGAAGAUUUGCUUUGCGUUUUGAUUGGUAGUUGGGGAAGGUUAGGAUUGGCAAAGUAUUGUGAGGAAAUAUUUGGACAAAUAUCUUUUUUGGGUAUUACUCCUAGUACAAGGUUGUAUAAUGCUGUUAUUGAUGCAUUGGUGAAAUCAAACUCUCUUGACCUUGCCUAUUUGAAGUUUCAACAGAUGUCAGCGGAUAAUUGUAAACCUGACAGGUUUACUUAUAACAUGCUUAUUCAUGGAGUUUGUAAAAUUGGUGUGGUGGAUGAGGCACUUCGGUUGGUUAAGCAGAUGGAAGGUUUUGGAUAUUCAGCUAAUGUUUAUACAUACACUAACUUAAUAAAUGGGUUUUGCAAUGCAAAGAGGGUUGAUGAAGCAUUCAGGGUUUUUGAAACAAUGAAGCUUCGGAAUGUCAAUCCUAAUGAAGCCACUAUCAGAUCAUUGGUUCAUGGGGUGUUUCGUUGUGUGGCUCCACGUGAGGCGUUUGAACUGGUGAUAGAUUUUAUUGAGAAGGAGCCUGUUUUGGGGAGAUUGGCUUGUGAUACUUUACUCUGUUGCCUGUCAGAGAAGUGUAUGCCAAGAGAGGCAGGUGCAUUAUUGAGGAAACUUGGGGAGAGAGGUUAUUUGCCUGACAGUUCGACAUUUAACAUCACAAUGACUUGUUUGUUAAAGGGUUUGGAUGUCAACGAGACAUGUGGGAUAUUGGAUAAAUUUAUUGCGCGGGGUGCGAAGUUGGGGUUUAGCUUUUAUCUUGCAUUAAUUGAAACUCUGUAUAAAGCAGGAAGAGGUAUGGAGGGAGAUCGGUAUUUGAAUCAAAUGGUCAAGGACAGACUUGUGUCUGAUGUCUUUUCAUAUAACAUGCUAAUUGAUUGCUUCUGCAAAGCCAAUGUGAUGAACAAGGCAGUAAUGGUUUUCAAAGUGAUGCAAGAUAGAGGUGUUUCUCCCAACCUUGUUACUUUCAAUACCCUUAUUAGUGGCCACUGCAAAGAUGGAGAGGUGCGUAAAGCACGUGAACUGUUGCAGAUGCUUUUAGAACUUGGAUUGAAGCCAGAUAUUUUCACUUUUAGUUCAAUAAUUGACUGUCUUUGUCGAGCACAACAGUUUGAUGAUGCUUUAGGUUGUUUCAGUGAAAUGGUGGAAUGGGGUAUCUCUCCUAAUGCUGUCACGUACAAUAUAUUGAUUCGUUCUCUGUGUCUUAUAGGAGAUGUUGGUAGAUCAAUGAAACUCUUAAAAGACAUGCGAAAGGAUGGAAUAAGCCCUGAUAUUUUCUCCUUCAAUGCUCUCAUUCAAAGUUUUUGUAGGAUGGGAAAAGUUGAGAAAGCAGAGAAGAUGUUUGUUUCCAUGUCUACCUUGGGUUUGAUUCCCGACAACUAUACUUAUGGUGCUCUUGUUAGGGCAUUGUUUGAAUCAGGGAGAUGUGAUGAAGCUAAGAAGAUGUUUUUUUCAAUGGAAUUGAAUGGCUGUGUUCCUGAUUCCUUCACGUGCAAUUUGAUUUCAGAAAAUCUGGUUAAGCAAGGCGAUUUUGAAGAGCUUCAAAAUAUAGCAAAAAUAUGUUCUGAGAGAGGAAUUUCUCUAAAAUCCAUUCCUGCAGUAUAGGAUUCUGCUGCUCUUGGUUCAUAAGCUAGGGCUGAUUUGUUUGAAUAUUCAUUCUUAAGUUGAGAGCCAGCCAUAAAGCAGCCGGCUGGUUUUUGCUUGUGGCAUUUGGAAUCAUGUAUAUUGAAGAAUUGUAUAGAAGAUCUCCAUUCUGCUCCAA
Populus nigra (black poplar) is the source of this 2372-nucleotide messenger RNA. Its product is annotated as putative pentatricopeptide repeat-containing protein At3g16890, mitochondrial. The transcript has a single exon. Gene Ontology annotation, molecular function: protein binding. The record is from RefSeq and is a predicted model, not a curated record. Lineage: Eukaryota; Viridiplantae; Streptophyta; Magnoliopsida; Malpighiales; Salicaceae. The coding region runs from base 56 to 2215 and encodes 719 amino acids.